Messenger RNA from Homo sapiens (human), 3111 nucleotides. It is a transcript of the gene ETFDH, whose product is annotated as electron transfer flavoprotein dehydrogenase. NCBI's taxonomy places the organism in Eukaryota, Metazoa, Chordata, Mammalia, Primates, Hominidae. Gene Ontology annotation, molecular function: electron-transferring-flavoprotein dehydrogenase activity; iron-sulfur cluster binding. The transcript has 13 exons. Bases 162 to 2015 code for a protein of 617 amino acids. The record is from RefSeq and is marked reviewed. Gene Ontology annotation, biological process: response to oxidative stress; electron transport chain. Gene Ontology annotation, cellular component: mitochondrial inner membrane; mitochondrion.
GUGAAGCAAGAGCGGUCGGCAGAGCGGGGAGGCGAACUGCAGCAGAGUUCUUGCUUUCCGGCAGGUGAUGGCGCCCCCCGCGGCCUAGAGGUCCAGCGCCCGCCGCGAGCAGCGGACAGUCCUCCUGUUGUGUCCGACCGAGAGUCCUGGUGACUUUGAACAUGCUGGUGCCGCUAGCCAAGCUGUCCUGCCUGGCAUAUCAGUGCUUUCAUGCCUUAAAAAUUAAGAAAAAUUAUCUACCUCUAUGUGCUACAAGAUGGUCUUCAACUUCUACUGUGCCUCGAAUUACUACCCAUUAUACUAUUUAUCCCCGGGAUAAGGACAAGAGAUGGGAAGGAGUGAACAUGGAAAGGUUUGCAGAAGAAGCAGAUGUUGUAAUAGUUGGUGCAGGCCCUGCAGGGCUCUCUGCAGCUGUUCGUCUAAAACAGUUGGCUGUGGCACAUGAAAAGGACAUCCGUGUGUGUCUAGUGGAGAAAGCUGCCCAGAUAGGAGCUCAUACUCUCUCAGGGGCUUGCCUUGAUCCAGGUGCUUUUAAAGAACUCUUCCCAGACUGGAAAGAGAAGGGGGCUCCACUUAACACUCCUGUAACAGAAGACAGAUUUGGAAUUUUAACAGAGAAAUACAGAAUUCCUGUGCCAAUUCUUCCAGGGCUUCCAAUGAAUAAUCAUGGCAAUUACAUUGUACGCUUGGGACAUUUAGUGAGCUGGAUGGGCGAACAAGCAGAAGCCCUUGGUGUUGAAGUAUACCCUGGUUAUGCAGCUGCUGAGGUCCUUUUUCAUGAUGAUGGUAGUGUAAAAGGAAUUGCCACUAACGAUGUAGGGAUACAAAAGGAUGGUGCACCAAAGGCAACAUUUGAGAGAGGACUGGAACUACAUGCUAAAGUCACAAUUUUUGCAGAAGGUUGCCAUGGACAUCUAGCCAAGCAACUAUAUAAGAAGUUUGAUUUGAGAGCAAAUUGUGAACCUCAAACCUACGGGAUUGGACUGAAGGAGUUAUGGGUUAUUGAUGAAAAGAACUGGAAACCUGGGAGAGUAGAUCACACUGUUGGUUGGCCCUUGGACAGACAUACCUAUGGAGGAUCUUUCCUCUAUCAUUUGAAUGAAGGUGAACCCCUAGUAGCUCUUGGUCUUGUGGUUGGUCUAGACUAUCAGAAUCCAUACCUGAGUCCAUUUAGAGAGUUCCAAAGGUGGAAACACCAUCCUAGCAUUCGGCCAACCUUGGAAGGUGGAAAAAGGAUUGCAUACGGAGCCAGAGCUCUCAAUGAAGGUGGCUUUCAGUCUAUACCAAAACUCACCUUUCCUGGUGGUUUACUAAUUGGUUGUAGUCCUGGUUUUAUGAAUGUUCCCAAGAUCAAAGGUACUCACACAGCAAUGAAAAGUGGAAUUUUAGCAGCAGAAUCUAUUUUUAAUCAACUAACUAGUGAAAAUCUCCAAUCAAAGACAAUAGGACUCCAUGUAACUGAAUAUGAGGACAAUUUGAAGAACUCAUGGGUAUGGAAAGAGCUAUAUUCUGUUAGAAAUAUAAGACCGUCCUGCCACGGAGUACUGGGUGUAUAUGGAGGGAUGAUUUACACUGGAAUCUUUUACUGGAUAUUGAGAGGAAUGGAGCCGUGGACUCUGAAACAUAAAGGUUCUGACUUUGAACGGCUCAAGCCAGCCAAGGAUUGCACACCUAUUGAGUAUCCAAAACCCGAUGGACAGAUCAGUUUUGACCUCUUGUCAUCUGUGGCUCUGAGUGGUACUAAUCAUGAACAUGACCAGCCGGCACACUUAACCUUAAGGGAUGACAGUAUACCUGUAAAUAGAAAUCUGUCGAUAUAUGAUGGGCCCGAGCAGCGAUUCUGUCCUGCAGGAGUUUAUGAAUUUGUACCUGUGGAACAAGGUGAUGGAUUUCGGUUACAGAUAAAUGCUCAGAACUGUGUACAUUGUAAAACAUGUGAUAUUAAAGAUCCAAGUCAGAAUAUUAACUGGGUGGUACCUGAAGGUGGAGGAGGACCUGCUUACAAUGGAAUGUAAACUGCAGCUAGCCAGUUUCUUUCAAGUAUGGCAAGCUAACGUUAAAAUGUUUAGAGAUUAACAGAUUUCAGAAUGUCUUUCUGCAUAUUACUGAACAGAAUAGUCACAAAAUGAUUAUCAAAUAAAAAUUUUAUACUAUAUGUAAGAUUGUCCCAUAAAGAAAUUACGGGUAUUGCUUUUAAAUAACCUUUAUAAGAAUGCAGCAUCUUCCUACCUCUUCAGUUCUUCAGAGAUUCAGUACCAAGAGCAAAAUUCACUACUGGACUUUACAUUUGACUUGCCAAAGUUAAGUAAUCAAAUAUAAAAAUGAAUAUAUAUUCUAGACUAAAGUUUUAUUGAAACACAGCCAUACCCAUUGGUUACACAUUGUCUAUGGCUAAUUUUGAAUUACAACUGUGCAGGUGAGUGGGUGUGACAUUACAUGGUCUACAAAGCCUAAAAACUUUAUGAUCUGGCCCUUGCAGAAGAAGUAUGCCCAUCCCUGAACAAGUUUGUGUGUGUGUGUGUGUGUGUGUGUGUGUGUGUGUGUGUAUUAUCUAUAAGUAUGAAAACCUAGCAUCAUCCACCAUGGAUACAUCAAAGAAUCGAAGGAAACAAUAUACAAACUUAAGCUCUCAUCUCUUUAUUCAAUAAGAUGUGUCUUUACAAGUUUAAAAAGACUGGACACCAUUAUUUUUUAUGAAUAAUGCACAUAACCAUUUUAAAAAACAUUUUACUUGGCCGGGCACGGUGGCUCACACCUGUAAUCCCAGCACUUUGGGAGGCCAAGGCGGGGUGGAUCACAAGGUCAGGAGUUCAAGACCAACGUGACGUGACCAAUAUGGUGAAACCCCAUCUCUACUAAAAAUACAAAAAUUAGCUGGGCGUGGUGGCACGUGCCUGUAAUCCCAGCUACUUGGGAAGCUGAGGCAGGAGAAUUGCUUGAACCCGGGAGGCAGAGGAUGCAGUGAGCCGAGAUUGCGCCACCGCACUCCAGCCUGGGUGACAGAGCAAGACUCCAUCUCAAAGAAACAAACAAAACCACUUUACUUACUGUAUUGUGACAUGUUUAUUAAGCAUGAACCCCUAUCAGUACUCCUAAACUGUAAACAGUAAG